AAAGCGAAUAUUUGAGGAAUGAAAUGGAGAGAAAGAGAAGAUCAUAAAAAAACAAUGUUAUUGUGGGCUGUUAAAAGAAAAUCAAGUGAAAGAGAAAUAUGCUGAGAAUGAGAGAAAAUCAUUGAAAAAUUGAAAUCAAUAAAGUAACUAUGGAAAAAGCAGGGAUGUUUCUUCUCAAUUAUGAGUUUCUUUUGCACACUUUUGAUCACACGCUUCGCGUCUUUCGCGUUAAUUCAAUAUGGCGGCGUUUUUCAUUGCAUCACAGACAAAUGAUGGCUUUGGCCUACUAAAAUCGGUCAAACACUGCGGAAUGUUGAGGGAGGAUUUGAUAAGACCAUCUUUUUCUUACCUAAUUUUGUAAUUUUCGGUUUUUCUUGCUUAAUUUCUGAGCCUCCUGGAAUUAAUCCAGCGCAAACCUCAAAAAAAGUGGUGAAUUUUCGGAAGAGAGGCGGUUUCCGCGCUGUCGAUCCCACACACCUGGCGUCGCCACUGUCGCUCGGCUGACAGCUGCGGCGGUGGAGAAGAAGAAGAAGAAAAGAAAAGUCGAUCUCCAGUCGUUCGCGGUUUGUCUGCGAGGAAAAGUGUCUCUUUUUCGCGUGGAAAUGUGUCCUUUCAACUGAUAUCCUAGUGAUACCUGUCUUCUGCGUCCGCCAGUGGUGUUACUGAGUGCUAAAGUGUGACAUUUUCCUGUCUGCGUGGUGGAGAAAAGUCGCUGAGAAUUUUCCGAAAUGGGGAAGACAAAGAUUUACUGCGCCAAAUGCCAAAAGAAGUGCUCCGGUGAGGUGUUGCGAGUGACGGACAAGUAUUUCCACAAGACGUGCUUCCAGUGCACAACAUGUAGCAAGAGUCUGGCCACUGGCGGCUUCUUCUCCAAGGAUGGCGCGUACUUCUGCACGCUAGACUACCAGAAGCUCUACGGCACCAAGUGCGCCGCCUGCGGACAGUACGUGGAGGGCGAGGUGGUGUCCACGAUGGGCAAGACAUAUCAUCAGAAGUGCUUCGUGUGCAGCGGCUGUAAAAAGUCCUUCCAGUCCGGCAGCAAGGUGACGAACACGGGAAAGGAGGUGCUCUGCGAGACGUGCGUGUCCAAUCCGGCGUCCAGCAAAGUCACUGCCACUCAUCAAUCGCGCGCCGAGUCGCAGAAGCCGCAAUCACCACAGCCAUCCGCCGCGGCCAGGGAGAUCACCAUGAGCCCCACGCGCGCCACCGCGGCCAGUCAGCAGCAGGAAGUUCCGCGGCGCGUGAACAACUCCACGGAGUACGAUCCCAAUGAGUGCGCCGGCUGUGGGGAUCAGCUGAAGGAGGGCCAGGCGCUCAUUGCUCUCGAUCGCCAGUGGCACGUGUGGUGCUUCAGGUGUAAAAGUUGCAGCGCAGUGCUAAAUGGGGAGUACAUGGGCAAGGAUUCGGUGCCGUACUGCGAGAAGUGCUAUCAGAAGUCUUUCGGCGUCAAGUGUGCCUACUGCAAUCGCUACAUCAGUGGCAAAGUGUUGCAGGCCGGAGACAAUCAUCACUUCCAUCCCACGUGCGCCAGGUGCACAAAGUGUGGCGAUCCGUUUGGGGAUGGCGAGGAGAUGUACUUGCAGGGCAGCGCCAUUUGGCAUCCGCGCUGCGGUCCUGGUCCAGGAGCUGACGUAGGAACUGUUCUCAACGGCACAAAUGGUCACUUCACUGACACGGAGUGUGAUCGGAUGAGCACAAGUGCAAUGAGUGAAUUGCAGUACUCUAUUGGUUCACGUACGCCAAGUGGCUCACUCUUUAACACUCCGUACACGAGUAGGAAGUAUCAUCGCACAAUAAGUCCGGGACUGAUGUUGCGUGAAUACGGUCGACAUGGUUAUGGGUAUGAAGAUAUCUCACGGAUCUACACGUACAGCUAUUUAACGGAUGAGCCGCACUAUCUCAAGAAGCCCAUUGAUCCGUACGAUAAGACGCCCGUGUCGCCGCACUUCCAUCGGCCCCACUCGGCCAGCGGCGGCACGAUCAGUAUGCCAUCGUCCAGGCCUCAUUCGCGCAACAAGAGUGCCAUGAAGGUGCUCGUGGAUUCCAUCAGAACGGAAACGCCGCGUCCCAAGAGUCCAGCAAUGAACAAUGAGGAGCCAAUUGAGUUGUCACACUAUCCGGGCGCCAAGAAGCCACCGCCGGGUGAGAAGCCGAAGAUUGAGAGGGAUGAUUUCCCAGCACCGCCAUAUCCUUACACAGACCCGGAGCGAAGGCGUCGCUACUCGGACUCGUACAAGGGCGUUCCGGUGUCUGAUGAUGAGGACGAAACCGACGCAACGGCGGCUGCGAACAGCAAAGCGGACAGACGCUUGAAGAAGGAGGAGGAGGAGCUGGCCAAGAUGAAUUCUGGGAUGGGGGCUGUGAUUCUCAAGGACCUAAAGGAACACGCUAGACAUACAAAGUGGAAGCAGCAGCACUUGGAUCCGAGGAAUGCUUCCAGGACUCCGUCAGCUUCCAAAGAGCCACUCUAUAAAUUGAGAUAUGAAUCCCCAGUUGGUGCUUCACCAUCGAGGAAUCUGGAUCAUCCUCGACCGUUUUACGAUGAUGAAACGACAUUUGAUCGAAGUACGAGUUACCGUGGCUCAGUUGGUCGUGCAAUUGGCAGUGCACCAAGUUACAAUGCGAUACACUCGUAUCGAUCACCGCCAAAGCCAGGAUAUGGUUUCAAAACAUCAACCCUACCGGCAUCAAUGCGAAAUGGUUACAGUUCUGUAAGUCAAAAAGACACUGGUUGGAAAGGCAAUGAAAAAAUGAUUGAUUGAGUUUUUCACUAUCACUUCACAACUGGCUUAGAAGAAAAAAAACUAACACACAUUGAAGAAAAACAUCUUAAUGAGAAAGAAAGAGAAUUAGAAUCAUGGCUAGUGGUGUGUCGAUACUCUGUUUGAUGUCCUCCUGU
Phlebotomus argentipes is the source of this 2899-nucleotide messenger RNA. RefSeq names its product actin-binding LIM protein 1-like. NCBI's taxonomy places the organism in Eukaryota, Metazoa, Arthropoda, Insecta, Diptera, Psychodidae. The record is from RefSeq and is a predicted model, not a curated record. The transcript is spliced from 9 exons. Gene Ontology annotation, biological process: lamellipodium assembly. Gene Ontology annotation, cellular component: actin cytoskeleton. Gene Ontology annotation, molecular function: actin filament binding. The coding region runs from base 729 to 2762 and encodes 677 amino acids.